Messenger RNA from Coniophora puteana RWD-64-598 SS2, 963 nucleotides. RefSeq names its product NAD(P)-binding protein. Lineage: Eukaryota; Fungi; Basidiomycota; Agaricomycetes; Boletales; Coniophoraceae. The transcript is spliced from 3 exons. The record is from RefSeq and is a predicted model, not a curated record. The annotation marks the transcript as partial.
ACAGGCACAUCCUCCGGCUUCGGCCGACGCCUGGUCGAAAUCGCGCUCGCGCGGGGCGACCGCGUCCUCGCAUCCGCGCGCGACCCAUCCAAACUCACCUUCCCUUCCAACCCCUCCCUGCGCACGCUCGCACUCGACCUCAACGCAGGCUUCGCCGCGAUCCAAGCUGCCGUAGACGGCGCAGUCGCAGCGUGCGGAUGGGACACCGUCGACGUGCUCGUGAACAACGGCGGUAUCGGGCUGCCGGGCUAUCUCGAGGAAGGCGGGUCGGCGCGGCUGAUGCAGCAGUUUCAGACGAAUGUGUUUGGGCCGCUGGAUGUGACGAAUGCGGUGUUGCCGUAUAUGCGGAAACGUGACGGGACAGUUGUCAUGAUCGGCAGCCGAAGCGCCUGGCGGCCAGAAAUCAGGGUACGCGCGCCCCUCCACGCACUCACCGAAUGCCUCACCGUCGAAAUCGCGCCCUUCGGCAUCCGCACGCUCCUCGUCGAACCCGGCGCGUUCCGCACCGAAAACAUCUACGGCCAACACUUCCUCUCCCCGUCCACACACCCCGCCGACUUCAGCACGGGCGGCACAGCGCGCGACAUCCCCGACUACGCGGUCACGCGCGACGCGGACAUCGCCAAGUUCGCUGCGCCCUCGGGCAAGCAGCCUGGGGACCCGGAUAAGGCCGCGAGGGCGAUCGUGGACGUUGUGAGAGGGGAGGGCGUCGCGGAGGGGAGGGAGUGGCCGAUGUAUCUUGUGCUUGGGACGGACGCGGACGAUAAUAUCAGGGAGAAGGUCGGGAAGGUGAUCAAGGAUAUCGAUGAGUGGCGGGAUGUCGUGCGCGGGGUUGGGUUCGAGCCUGAUCCGAAGGGUCAGGCGCCGGUGGCGAACGGGCACGCUGUUGCGGCGCCAUCGAAGGGGGAGGAAGAGGAUAGAGAGGAGAAGAAGAAGAGGAAAAGUGGGUGUAUCAUUGCAUGA